ACUGAACCAGAGUUCAGACACCAUGACCCAAGCAGCGAUUGGAGUCAUCCUGGUAAUAGCUCUGCUGGAGGCGUACUUGCCCCUGGCGGGCACUGAGGAAAGAAAAGGAACUUCCAGUUCUUUCUCCGCCUUUGAUGAGAUUUUGAACUCUAAUCACACUCAGCUUACCCUCAAAAUAGACUUCUCUUCAAAAGUAGUCGAGCACGAGUAUAUAGUAGCCUUUAAUGGCUAUUUUACAGCAAAGGCACGCAGUCACUUCAUCAGCAGUGCCUUGCGGAGUGCUGACACAGUAAACUGGCACAUUUUGCAGCGUGAAAACCCAGCCAGCGACUACCCCAGCGACUUUGAGGUGGUGCAGAUCAGGCACGAUGCCCGCAAAAGCCUGCUUACGCUGCAGGACCAUCCUUACAUCAAGCGAGUCACCCCUCAGCGCAAGGUCUUCCGUACUCUCAAACUGCUCAGUGCGGGAGGUGAUGUCAGCUCGACCUGUAACGACACACGUUGGACGCAAAAGUGGCAGUCAUGGCAGACAUCUCGACCACUGAGGAGGACCAGUCUGUCUUUGGGCUCAGGGUUCUGGCACGCCACAGGCCGCCACUCUAGCCGCCGUCUGCUCAGGGCCAUUCCACGCCAUGUGGCACAGAUCCUACAGGCUGAUGUGCUCUGGCAAAUGGGCCAUACCGGAUCGGGAGUGAAGGUGGCUGUAUUUGACACUGGACUUAGUGAAAAGCAUCCACACUUUAAGAAUGUUAAAGAGAGGACCAACUGGACCAAUGAGAAGACGCUGGAUGAUGGUUUGGGUCAUGGUACCUUUGUAGCUGGCGUUAUAGCCAGCAUGAGGGAGUGCCAGGGCUUUGCCCCCGACUCUGAACUGCACAUCUUUAGAGUUUUCACCAACAAUCAGGUCUCUUACACUUCUUGGUUCCUGGAUGCCUUUAACUAUGCCAUCCUAAAGAAGAUUGAUGUCUUAAACCUUAGCAUUGGAGGACCAGAUUUCAUGGACCAUCCAUUUGUGGAUAAGGUUUGGGAGCUUACGGCAAACAGGGUUAUCAUGGUAUCUGCAAUUGGAAAUGAUGGUCCACUUUAUGGCACUCUGAACAAUCCAGCUGAUCAGAUGGAUGUGAUUGGUGUUGGAGGAAUCGAUUUUGAGGACAACAUUGCUAGGUUCUCUUCCCGGGGCAUGACAACAUGGGAACUGCCUGGUGGCUAUGGCAGAGUAAAGCCUGACAUUGUGACAUAUGGCUCUGGAGUACGUGGUUCUGGGAUGAAAGAGGGUUGUCGCUCUCUGUCUGGCACCAGCGUGGCCUCUCCUGUGGUGGCUGGUGCUGUCACUCUUCUUGCCAGUACGGUGUUAAAUAGAGACCUUGUAAAUCCAGCCAGUAUGAAACAGGCACUAAUUGCCUCAGCUCGCAGACUGCCAGGAGUCAACAUGUUUGAACAGGGUCAUGGGAAACUGGAUUUGCUCCGAGCUUACCAGAUCCUCAACAGCUACAGGCCCCAGGCGAGUCUCAGUCCCAGCUAUAUAGACCUGACUGAAUGCCCUUACAUGUGGCCAUACUGCUCCCAGCCCAUCUACUAUGGUGGCAUGCCAACCAUAAUCAAUGUAACCAUCCUGAAUGGAAUGGGUGUGACUGGAACGAUUGUGAACAAGCCAAUUUGGCAGCCAUAUCUGCCCCAGAAUGGAGACCAUAUUGAUGUUGCUGUAUCCUAUUCACCCGAGCUGUGGCCGUGGGCUGGCUACCUGGCGGUCUAUAUUUCUGUGGCCAAGAAAGCUGCAUCCUGGGAGGGGAUUGCUCAGGGUCAUGUGAUGCUCACUGUGGCUUCACCCGCAGAGAAUAAUUCUGCAGUUGGUGGGAAUAUAACCUCCACAGUUAAGCUUCCAAUAAAGGUGAAGAUUGUGCCCACACCUCCCCGCAGCAAGAGGGUGCUAUGGGACCAGUACCACAACUUGCGCUACCCGCCAGGCUAUUUCCCACGAGACAACCUGCGCAUGAAAAAUGACCCACUUGACUGGAAUGGCGACCAUAUCCAUACCAACUUCAGAGACAUGUACCAGCACCUUAGGAGUAUGGGAUAUUUUGUUGAAGUCUUGGGUUCACCCAUCACAUGUUUUGAUGCCAGUCAGUAUGGAACUCUGUUGAUGGUGGACAGCGAGGAGGAGUACUUUCCAGAAGAGAUCACUAAACUUCGGAGAGACAUUGAUAAUGGUCUGUCGCUUAUUAUCUUUAGCGACUGGUACAACACUUCAGUAAUGAGAAAAGUCAAGUUCUACGAUGAGAACACCAGGCAAUGGUGGAUGCCAGACACAGGGGGCGCCAAUGUACCAGCCUUAAACGACCUGAUCUCUGUAUGGGGGAUGGCCUUUAGUGAUGGUCUGUAUGAGGGAGACUUCACAAUGGCAGAUCAUGACAUGUACUAUGCCUCAGGCUGUAGCAUCUCUCGCUUUCCAGAGGAUGGGAUUGUUAUUGCACAGACCUUAAAGGAUCAAGGACUUGAAGUCUUAAAACAAGAAACAGCAGUGGUGGAAAAUGUUCCUGUGCUUGGUUUGUACCAAACACCUUCAGAAGGAGGAGGACGGAUUGCACUGUAUGGAGACUCCAACUGCAUAGAUGACAGUCACAGACAGAAAGACUGUUUCUGGCUGCUGGAUUCCCUGCUUCACUACACAUCGUAUGGUGUGACUCCACCCAGCCUCUUUCACUCACAGAACAAAGUGCCACCUCCUACAGGCACUGACAGGCCACUGCCAGAAAGACUGGAGGGUAAUCACCUCUACCGUUACUCUAAGGUGCUAGAGGCCCACCUGGGUGAUCCAAAGCCACGACCACUGCCAGCCUGCCCUCAUUUAUCCUGGACCAAACCUCAGCCACUUAAUGAAUAUGGUCCCAGUAACUUAUGGAAACACCAAAAGCUGCUGUCUGUGGACAUUGACAAAGUAGCGCUACCAAAUGUGAGACCAUAUCGGCCCCAGGUCAGACCUCUGUCUCCAGGAGAAAGUGGAGCUUGGGAUAUACCUGGAGGUAUAAUGCCAGGACGUUAUAAUCAAGAAGUUGGUCAGACAAUCCCUAUGUUUGCCUUCCUGGGUGCUAUGGUGGUUCUGUCGUUCUUUGUGGUGCAGCUGACCAAGUCCAGAAACAAGCCCAAACGAAGAAAGCCACGCGUCAAACGGCCAGUCUACUUUCAGCAGACUCAGCAGAUCCCUCACACAGUAAAAAGCCCUACAGUGUGACACUGCCCCUCACUAAAGCCUUAACGCACUUUCAAGACUUUCAAACAGUGUGUUCAUCAGUGUGUCACUGACUGAAGUCAUCAAAACUGCCACCCUCACUUCUGUUAGUGAGGUUUAUGGUCAUUGAUUUUCCCCUUGGAAAGAGCUUUUCAUUCCAAUGACCAAAAUCAUGAACUUUUUUAAUUUAUUGACCAUGCUCGAUUAAUGAUUCAGCAAUGAUUGAUUUGUAUUAAACAGACAACCAUGAUGAUACAUAGUACACAAAAGUGUAGAAAUCCUGGCUGUUUUUAAAACAAUUUUUCACACCACAAUAUUUUCAUAGUUCCAGUUUACUUUUGUCAUUUGCAAACUGUUUUUAUAAAAAUGAGCUUUUUUCCUUGUAAAUAGCCAUCAUGAUUUUUCAUUUUUGUUGGUGGAGUAGCAUUAAAAUAUUUAA
Molecule: messenger RNA, 3665 nt
Organism: Trichomycterus rosablanca
Lineage: Eukaryota; Metazoa; Chordata; Actinopteri; Siluriformes; Trichomycteridae
Gene: mbtps1
Product: membrane-bound transcription factor peptidase, site 1
Exons: 22
Coding region: 23-3229 (1068 amino acids)
Biological process (GO): proteolysis
Cellular component (GO): Golgi apparatus
Molecular function (GO): serine-type endopeptidase activity
Source: RefSeq, a predicted model, not a curated record